Chelmon rostratus (copperband butterflyfish) is the source of this 1404-nucleotide messenger RNA. RefSeq names its product synapsin IIa (gene syn2a). Gene Ontology annotation, cellular component: synaptic vesicle membrane; synaptic vesicle. Gene Ontology annotation, biological process: neurotransmitter secretion. The transcript is spliced from 11 exons. Lineage: Eukaryota; Metazoa; Chordata; Actinopteri; Chaetodontiformes; Chaetodontidae. The record is from RefSeq and is a predicted model, not a curated record. The coding region runs from base 1 to 1404 and encodes 467 amino acids. Gene Ontology annotation, molecular function: ATP binding.
AUGAAUUAUUUGCGUCGGCGUCUCUCGGACAGCACGUUCAUCUCCAACCUGCCCAAUGGCUACAUGACAGACCUCCAGAGGCCUGACCAAGCUCAGCCUCCACCACCUGCUUCCACCACCCCUGCCAAGUCUCCUACAGCUGGGCCUACACCUCCAGCCACUUCCCCUGCUCCAGAGAGGAAACCCCAGCCAUCUCAGUCCACCGGAGCUGGCUUCUUUAGCUCCAUCACCAACGUUGUGAAGCAGACAGCUGCCUCAGCAGGGCUAGUGGAGCAGACCCAAGUCACGACACCUAAGAAGUUCAAGAUUCUCCUGGUAAUUGACGAACCACAACAGGAGUGGGCCAAGUUAUUCCGGGGAAAGAAAAUACUUGGGGAUUAUGACAUCAAAGUGGAGCAGGCUGAAUUCAGCGAGAUCAACGUUGUGGCUCACGCUAACGGGACCUGCAACGUUAACAUGCAAGUCCUCAGAAAUGGAACCAAGGUUAUGAGGUCAUUCAAGCCGGACUUUGUCCUCAUUCGUCAGCAUGCCUUCAGUAUGACCCAGAACGAAGAUUUUCGCAACCUGAUCAUCGGGCUGCAGUACGGAGGUGUCCCAAGCAUCAACUCCCUUUCAUCCAUCUACAACCUGUGUGACAAGCCAUGGGCGUUUGCCCAACUUAUCAACACCCACAGGAAGCUGGGUGCUGAGAAGUUCCCUCUGAUUGAGCAGACCUUUUACCCAAACUACAAGGAGAUGGUAAGCAUGCCAUCAUUCCCUGUUGUUGUGAAGAUUGGACAUGCCCACUCUGGUAUUGGAAAGGUGAAGGUGGACAAUCACAGUAAGUUCCAGGACAUAGCCAGUGUCGUGGCUCUCACCCAGACGUACACCACCACAGAACCUCUCAUCGACUCCAAGUACGACAUCAGGAUCCAGAAGAUUGGCACUGACUACAAAGCCUACAUGAGAACGUCUAUAUCUGGGAACUGGAAGACAAAUACUGGCUCAGCUAUGCUGGAGCAGGUGGCCAUGACUGAUAGGUACAAGCUGUGGGUUGACACCUGCUCAGAGAUUUUCGGGGGCCUGGAUAUAUGUGCGAUCAAAGCUAUCCAUGGCAAAGAUGGCAAAGAUUACAUCACAGAGGUGGUGGGCUCCUCCAUGCCCCUGGUAGGUGAGCACCAGGCCGAGGACAGGCAGCUCAUCGCUGACAUGGUGCUGACAGCGAUGAACCAGUCAGCAGAGAACGAAGCUAAUGCUCUGCAGAGGCCCACCACCAUACAGCCAUCCCAGGGGGCUGGCCAGAAGGGUGAGAUCACUGGCGAACCCACUAAAAACGGUGCUGGCCGCCCGCCUCAAGGUUGUCUGCAGUACAUUCUCGACUGUAAUGGUGUUGCAGUGGGUCCAAAACCAGUCCAGGCCAACUGA